Molecule: messenger RNA, 210 nt
Organism: Coprinopsis cinerea okayama7#130
Lineage: Eukaryota; Fungi; Basidiomycota; Agaricomycetes; Agaricales; Psathyrellaceae
Exons: 1
Coding region: 1-210 (69 amino acids)
Source: RefSeq, a predicted model, not a curated record
AUGCCCACUGACGAGCCAGCCGCCCAGGACCAGGCGACGAUCGAUUCCCAAAUUCAGCAGCUGCAACAGCAACAUGUUCCUCAGGAUGUUCAGCUCGCCCAGGCCCAGCAGCAGCAAAUUCCUCAACCACAGCAGCAGUCGGCAACACCCAGCGAGCCAACACGGAAACGCAAGUAUUUCCAGACAAAACUACUCCCGAGCACUUUUUGA